Molecule: messenger RNA, 4794 nt
Organism: Glycine soja
Lineage: Eukaryota; Viridiplantae; Streptophyta; Magnoliopsida; Fabales; Fabaceae
Product: mediator of RNA polymerase II transcription subunit 15a-like
Exons: 12
Coding region: 564-4400 (1278 amino acids)
Biological process (GO): regulation of DNA-templated transcription
Molecular function (GO): chromatin DNA binding; transcription coactivator activity
Source: RefSeq, a predicted model, not a curated record
GUUGAUUAAAAUUUGAUGGAUAACAAUAAUUGGAGACCUAAUCAAGGCACUGAAGCCAAUAUGGAUACUAGUGAUUGGAGAGGUGGACUGCCGCACGAGUCACGCCAAAGAAUUGUCAACAAAAUGUUGUAUGAUGACAGGUCAAAGGACCCCUGGCGAGCUGAAUCGCUGGAGGGUGAGAUCACUCUAGGAUUGCGAUUUACCAAGUUCAAUCAUGGGAUUGUCGAUCCCAGCAUCCCAGCAAAGCGGAGUAUGGCUAAAAUUACCCUUUAUUUCUCCUUUGAUGAAAUGUUCCCUGCCAUUCGAGACCUAAAUCCCAUUCAAAAAUCACUCAAUCGUGUGCCAUUGGAUCUCUCCUUCUUCACAACUGCCAAAGCUUCACCUCGUGCCACUAGUGCUGCUGUGCGUUGUCACUGCUGUUGCCAGUUAUUGCACCUGUUACCCAACGUCCCAGACUCCCAGCAUAUUUCUUCUCAUUUUCUCUAGUUCAGCCUUUGUUACACAGCAUUUGGUAGCAUCUCUGCCACCGUCCAUUUGUUUGUGCCUCUACUACCCAGCUCAGAAUGGACACGUUAAAAAGACAUCUUCCUGUUUCUGUUCAAGAGGGAUUGCAUGAACUUCAGAAGAUUGCUCAAAGGUUUGAAGAGAAAAUUUUUACUGCUGCAACAAGCCAGUCUGAUUAUCUACGGAAAAUAUCUUUGAAGAUGCUUACGAUGGAGACUAAAUCCCAGGGCUCCAUGGCCCCCAACUUACCUCCAAAUCAAGGUGGCCCCAGUAAUAAACCUCCUGAUCCAGGACUUGGUAUUCCACCUCAAGUUCACAAUCCAGGGCAGCAACAUCCUAUUCCUAUGUCCAAUCAAACUCCGAACCGUCAACAGCUUCUACCUCAGAACAUUCAAAAUAGUAUUGCGUCUCAACCUUCGAAUAUAGCCCAGGCUCCCAUCCAAAAUGUUGGGCAGAAUAAUCCCAACGUGCAGAAUAUACCUGGUCAGAAUUCAGUGGGGAGCACCAUUGGCCAAAAUGCCAACAUGCAAAAUAUGUUUCCUGGUUCCCAGAGACAAAUUCAAGGAAGGCAGCAGGUUGUUCCCCAACAACAACAGCAGCAAUCACAAAAUUCACAGCAGUAUAUCUACCAGCAACAAAUGCAACAGCAGCUUAUCAGGCAGAAACUCCAACAACAGCAGCAGCAGCAGCAACAACAGCAGAAUCUUCUACAAUCAAAUCAGUUGCAAUCUUCUCAGCAACCUUCCAUCCAAACAUCAACUGUUAUGCAGCAACCUUCCAUGAUGCAAACAUCUCUACCUAGCAUUCAGCACAAUCAACAGUCCAAUAAUCAACAACAAUCAACACAGUCCGUGCUUCAGCAACACUCCCAAGUUAUCAGGCAACAGCAACCACAACAGACUUCGAUCAUUCAUCAACAACAAACACCGAUGACUCAACAGUCAAUAUUACCUCCACAACAGCAACAGCAACAGCAACAACAGCUUAUGGGGGCACAGGCAAAUGCACCAAACAUGCACCAUACCCAAAUACUUGGGUCACAAAAUAAUGUUGGUGAUUUGCAGCAGCCACAGAGGUUACUUACACAGCAGAAUAAUCUUUCAAACCUGCAGCAGCAACAGUUAAUAAAUCAGCAAAACAACCUAUCAAAUAUGCAUCAACAGCUGGGUAAUAAUGUCCCUGGGUUACAGCCACAGCAGGUCCUUGGACCUCAACCUGGCAACUCAGGCAUGCAAACAAGCCAGCACUCUGCACAUGUGCUACAACAGUCGCAGGUUCCAAUUCAACAACAAUCACAGCAAAAUGCAUCAAAUUUGUUACCAUCUCAAGUGCAGCAGUCACAGCCUCAGGCUCCACAGCAGCAAUUGAUGCCACAGAUUCAAUCUCAACCUGCACAGUUGCAACAACAGUUGGGUUUGCAACAGCAACCAAAUCCCUUGCAACGAGAUAUGCAACAAAGACUUCAGGCCUCAGGUCCCUUACUUCAACAAUCAAAUGUUCUUGAUCAACAAAAGCAGUUAUACCAAUCACAAAGACCCCUUCCUGAAACUUCAUCCACUUCUCUGGAUUCAACAGCACAGACUGGACAGUCAAGUGGGGGUGAUUGGCAAGAAGAAGUGUAUCAAAAGAUUAAAUCUAUGAAGGAAAGUUACUUGCCCGAGUUGAAUGAAAUGUACCAAAAAAUAGCUAGUAAACUUCAGCAGCAUGAUUCCCUUCCACAACAACCAAAGUCAGAUCAGCUUGAAAAGCUGAAGGUAUUUAAAAUGAUGCUGGAACGAAUUAUAACAUUCCUUCAGGUUUCCAAGAGCAACAUCUCACCUAAUUUCAAGGAGAAAUUGAAUUCAUAUGAGAAGCAGAUUAUAAAUUUUAUAAAUACAAAUAGACCUAGGAAAAACAUGCCUGGACAUCUUCCCUCACCUCAUAUGCAUUCCAUGUCACAAUCACAACCCCAAGUUACUCAAGUGCAGUCUCAUGAAAAUCAAAUGAACUCUCAGUUGCAAACAACAAAUAUGCAAGGCUCUGUAGCAACAAUGCAGCAGAAUAAUAUGGCAGCCAUGCAGCAUAAUUCUCUGUCUGGUGUAUCCACAGCACAGCAGAGUAAGAUGAAUUCAAUGCAACCAAGUACCAAUUUAGAUUCAGGACCAGGAAAUGCUGUGAACUCCCUGCAACAGGUUCCAGUGAGCUCACUUCAACAAAACCCUGUUAGUGCUCCUCAACUAACUAAUGUUAACUCCUUAUCUUCACAAGCCGGGGUUAAUGUAGUCCAACCAAAUCAUAAUCCCCUUCAGCCAGGUUCUAGUAUGCUUCAACACCAGCAACUAAAACAACAGCAGGAACAACAGAUGUUACAGAAUCAACAGUUAAAACAACAAUAUCAGCGGCAAUUGAUACAGAGGAAACAACAACAGAUCUUACAGCAGCAGCAGCAGCAACAACAGCUACAUCAGACAGCAAAGCAACAGCUGCCUGCACAAUUGCCAACACAUCAAAUACAACAACUUCACCAAAUGAAUGAUGCAAAUGACAUAAAGAUGAGGCAAGGAAUCAGUGUUAAGCCAGGGGUCUUUCAGCAACCUCUUACUUCCAGUCAACGCUCAACUUAUCCCCAUCAACAGAUGAAAGGGAGUCCUUUUCCUGUUUCUUCUCCCCAACUCCUUCAGGCCACAUCUCCUCAGAUUCCACAACACUCAUCUCCUCAGGUUGACCAACAAAACCACCUUCCAUCUCUCACAAAAGUUGCUACCCCUCUGCAAUCUGCUAACUCACCUUUUAUGGUACCCACUCCUUCACCUCCCUUGGCUCCAUCUCCCAUGCCAGGGGAUUCUGAAAAGCCCAUUUCUGGUGUUUCAUCAAUCUCAAAUGCUGCAAAUAUUGGAUAUCAACUAACAGGGGGUGCAGCAGCACCUGCUCAAUCCCUUGCCAUUGGAACACCUGGAAUAUCAGCCUCUCCUUUACUUGCAGAGUUCACUGGCCCUGAUGGUGCUCAUGGUAAUGCUUUAGCACCCACUUCUGGAAAGUUAACUGUUACUGAGCAGCCUAUUGAGCGCCUAAUUAAAGCGGUCAAAUCAAUGUCACCAAAAGCAUUAAGUUCUGCUGUCAGUGAUAUUGGUUCAGUUGUCAGCAUGAAUGAUAGAAUAGCAGGAUCAGCUCCAGGUAAUGGAUCCAGAGCUGCUGUUGGCGAAGAUUUGGUUGCUAUGACUAAUUGUCGUCUUCAGGCUAGAAAUUUUAUCACCCAAGAUGGUGCCAAUGGAACAAGGAGGAUGAAGCGCUACACUAAUGCAACACCCUUGAAUGUUGUAUCUUCUCCUGGUAGCAUGAAUGACAGUAUCAAGCAGUUAACUGCUGAGGCUUCUGAUUUGGAUUCAACUGCAACAUCUAGAUUCAAGAUGCCAAGGAUUGAGGCUAAUCAUUCCCUUUUGGAAGAAAUUAGGGAGGUUAAUCAGCGACUUAUUGACACGGUAGUAGACAUAAGUAAUGAAGAAGUUGAUCCAACAGCAGCUGCUGCUGCUGCUGAAGGGACAGAAGGGACCAUUGUCAAAUGCUCUUACAAUGCUGUGGCUCUCGGUCCGAGCUUAAAAUCCCAAUAUGCUUCAGCACAGAUGUCACCAAUUCAACCCUUGCACUUGCUUGUUCCUACAAAUUAUCCUAAUUGUUCCCCCAUACUCCUAGACAAGUUUCCAGUUGAAUCCAGUAAGGAGAAUGAAGAUCUUUCUGUCAAAGCGAAGUCAAGGUUUAGCAUAUCCUUGCGAAGUUUAUCACAACCUAUGUCCCUUGGGGAGAUAGCAAGGACUUGGGAUGUUUGUGCUCGCAUUGUUAUUUCUGAGCAUGCACAACAGAGCGGUGGUGGGAGUUUCAGCUCUAAGUAUGGGACUUGGGAGAAUUGCUUGACCACAUGAUGAUCCUUGCCGUUCCAUGCAAACAUCUUUUUUCCUCUUAAAUUUGCCAAAACUUGUGUCAAUCAUUGGAUACGGAGUUUUUGGGUGCAGGUGAAAAGCGAUUAUGCAUCAGGUCAAAUUGGUCUCGUUUCAGUGAAUUGUGUAUUCAGUUAGUAUCCCAUUUUCUUGCUUAUUUUUACGCUCAAAUUGCGAUGUUUGCCGCUGCCUAAGACGCUCAAUGUAGUAAGAUUUGUGUGACUUGAAUCAAAUUGCCUUCACCAAGGCUUUGUUAAUAACUAAUAUAGUAGCUCAACAGUAAGGCCCGUAAUUUCUGCAGAAGAAUAACACUUCCAGAUGCUCAUAAUUAAAUUGCAGUUAUGAUUAGUUAUAUAUCUUAAAAAAACUUUUUCUUUCA